AUGCAAACGCCCUUCCGCCUACUCGAGCCGACAACUUGUUCUCCUCUCGCCACUUUUCCCUUCAGGGUCUACAUUGUUCGUAUUCGUGGUGAGCGACAUUCAGAGACACAAAGCAAACUUCAUCACAUUGUGAACAGCCUGUUUCCCAAAAACCAAAAGUUCAUCGUCCCAAAGGAUGCUCCAGUGAAUAUUUUCGUUCGUAUUAUUCAAUUCAUCGCACAUGAGAAGUUGGAGUUUGCCGUCAAAGAAAUCAUCAUUGACCGCCUUGGAGUAAAUGGGCUACAAAAGAAUUUGUACAUGCCGGAGCGCAUGAACAUCGGUCUUUGUGCUUUUCUGCUUAUUGCGCAUGGAUUACAACAAAAGGAGGGCGCACCUCCUAUGCCCCAACAAAGCAUCGGCGGCGGCGGUGGUGGUGGUGGAGCUGGAUUGCGACAGACAGUGAUUAAGCGAUCGUUUCAUGGGACAAAUCUGAACGACGCUUUGGGCCACAUUUUGGGUAUACAAAAUUAUCUUUCUCCCAUUAGGCGCGCCUUCGAAUUGAUUCUGCGUCAGCUCGAUUCACAAGUUUGUCGGUCAAUGAUGCUUUCGAAACCUGAAGUUACUCAGAAAGAAGUCGAAGAAUUGAUGACCGCAGAACGAAAGCCUAAGAUGGAUCUGUUGAAGACUUGCGUGGCGUGCAUCCCUCGAUUGCUUCCAAACGACAUGACAAAACCCGAGUUGUUGGAACUGCUGGCUAAAAUAUGCCUUCAUGUAGACGAGGACGUACGUAAAAUGGCACAACAGGCAAUGGCUAAUCUCAUCGUCGAAUUGCCGGCCUUUCGAGUAAAGACCAUCCAAGUGUUCAUUCAGUUUAUCCAGAAAAACAUCGCAGAUACGAAUCCAACCCAACUGGAUAGCUACUUGAAAACACUCUUUCAUCUACUAAACAAUUGGAAUCUGGCCUUGCAAAAAGAUGGUGCAAUUUCUCCGAAUAGCACAGAGAAAGCUGUACUGUAUGAAGCGGAGGGCUUCGCUUUGGUCAUGCUCUGUCACUGUCGUACCAUCACACGACGUCUGGCGGUGCACAUACUUCGCAAGUGUCGCUCUCUCCUCAAUCUGAUCAACAUGGCUAUGGCUGAUUCGAGUGCUGUCCAAUCACAGGAGUUGUGCUGCAUUGAUGUACUCGAUCGAUCGGUGCCGGCCAUUUUAGAAAGUGUACUACCGCAGAUUCCACCCAAUGAACGUCACGCUUUCUCCAACCCUUACAAUUUGGAUUUUUUCGCAUUUGCUGAGCGAAGCAGCCCGAUAUGGCUAGGCAGUCCAACGCCUCUGAUAUCAUCCAAUCCCGUCGCACUACCAGCCCACCUCACUGGUCCUCCAAACUCUGGUCUCCUGCCAAUGAACAGUUUACGGUCCUCUCCCACUGGUCGAGUAUCUUCUCCUCAGAGCAAAGAAUCCUCCGACGUCGUCAUAUCAAAGGACACUCGAUGCGCUCAGUGUGGCAUGUUUGUCGACACUGGGUGUCCAGGCCACACGGACGUUGGGACCCGAAUUCAAGAGGAUCUAAAGCAACCAGGUAGGGCGUUAACUUCCUGUUCCGAUCAGGCUGCUCACCCCACACCUUUUGCGAUUGUGGAUUCGCAAAACCAAGAGCCCACUACCCAUUUUCAGCACUCAGCACAGCCAAACACUCAUCAAGGACAGUCUUCGCAACAGGCUUAUGUGUUACAACCGGUUCAGGAGCGCAUAAUCAUUGGAGACAUAUGGGCGACCUGUCUUUCAAUAGCGUUUAGUCCAUCUCGUCUGAUCAGCAUGUGUCCACAGACUGUGAAGUAUGCCUGGAAUGUGCUGUUUCAACGGUUGACUGCCGUCUUCCCGUUCAUUGAUCCCAGUGCCCAAAUUGCCGAGAAUCGCGCCUCUUCAAUAUUGCGUUCGUCAAGCAAAAAGCCUUCCACAGAACGUGAUCAGUUACUUCCGCUCUGGCACAACUACGCCGUUCUCGCUUGCUGCAUCGCCCCCAGUUCCACUGGUUUGCGUGUAUCGAAACCAUACGACAAUCGGUAUUUACCAAAAUCUAGUAUCACCGCCCUUUCUACCGUGUCAAAACCAGUUUCACGACCUGGUCUACCAACUAAGAUAUGUGGUCCUCCGGACAAUGUUUCUGACUCUCGGACAUCUGCUAUGCACCCAACCCCCAAUACUUCUAUGAACGCGGCCGCUGGGCCUCCGCAGCCAAGUGUGACAAACGUGGAUUCGAAAUCGCACACUUCGCCUGUUGUUAUCCGUGAUACUGCUCGUGAUCUGGUCAAAUUACUUGUCCCUCUUUUACGCUGUGAGCAGUCGGAUAUUCGUGAUUCUGCGGUUGGUGCACUGGGCCGGAUUAAUCCGGCAUCCUUUAGGGAUGUGCUAGAGGAAUUGAGCCCCCUACUAAGGGAAUCGGUGGACCGAAAGCAAGAAAAUGUGCGCCGUCGUCGACGUCGAGACAUCCUUCGUGUCUCGCUCAUCCGCGUGUUGGCACUAAUGAGCCAGACGGGUCUAUUUGCCUAUCCCGAGUCAAAUGCUCUCACAUCCCAAGGUUGUCUUAUACCACAAUUGACAGACUAUCUAGACGGAAUGCGUGUCUAUCUGGAUUCGGUAUCAGAUCAAGCCACCAGCCUUGCUUGCAUCGGAGUAACUGGCUCCCCAAAUGUCAUUUACCCUUCCGUGCCAUCAACCGCCUCUCCUGGGUCUCUGCUCAUGGGUGCGGCUGGAUCCAUAACACCAAUGACCUCGUCUUUUUCGUCUAAUGCCGGAUCGGCACCAGCCAUUACGGCCGUCAACGCUGCUUCCGGUAUCUCCUUAAACGAGGCUUCUGUCCUCACUGAAAUCCGACUACAUUUCAGCAUUUUUAUCCUGGAACUCAUCCGCCACUUGCCAAAAGAGAAACGAACUCAGUUGUUGCCUACAGCCAUGCGUUACCAGUUGUUCCUGUUGCUUUCACAUUGGAGCGGAUACCAUGAUCAUGUGAUGGGUCUCUGCUCCGAAGUUAGUUCAACUGGUUUUUCUAUACUCUUUACUCCGGGAAAUGGUCCAUCAAAAUCCAUGCAAACGAUUAACGCUACUUCCGGUUCCAGCCCCGUGCCCGCAGUGUCCUACAGCGCUGUUGAUUCUUCAUCUCAACACGGUUUGUGCUCUGAUUCCAAUCAGUCCGCUCUGGACGCAAACGCCCAGCUCAACAUUCCGGUAUUACCACAAACGUAUGAAAACACGCCAUCUGUCUCAGCGUCUGCUUAUCGUGUGGUCUCCAGUGCCUCUCAAACAAAUACACCCACUACUGCUUACCCGCCACACACGAUACCAGAUCCUACGGCUGGUCAACUCACAUUAACCUUCCUGGACAGCUGGGCGCUACGACUCUGGACAGAUUUACUAUGGUCGGCAAAUCAGGCCAUGGGCGCUUUACUGACUUGCGGUCCUAUUUACGACCAGCAGGCUUUGUUUAAUGACUCCCGCGACUAUGCCACCUCCGAGCAUAGUUCGACCGUGGACAAACAGAUCAUACCAAGCCCAGGAUACGUCCUUCGGUGGAUUUCGGAUUUGUUAGUCGCGCGUGACUCUGGUGCCAGUGCUACUCCAUGGUUGUGGUACUGUCCUAUUGUUGAUCCGUCUUUCGGUCGUUCGAAUCGGAGUCCCGUUGGCAACUGCUAUUGCCCCGUUUAUGGAACCCCUCCUCGGACAGCGUUAGCUGCAGGGGAACGUCGUAUGGACACCCUUCUUCGUCAAUUGGGAGAAGAGACCUUGGUUCUAUUGCUGGAUCUAAACCAAGCCUCUCCAGCCCUGCUGACUUGGUCGAUUGAACAAUGCUACACUGCAUCGAACGCCUCACUGUCUGAGGCUUGCUUCGCUUCAAUUUGCCGUGUUAUCGCUAACAUCGCCGACUUUCCUUGUGACUUGAUUCCGCUUCUGGUGUUAGCCUUCGUCCAUCUGAAUCAUCCUCAAAAGACCAUCAGCGACCGCGCGUUUUACCUGCUUCAUGUCAUCUACUAUCGAUUCGUCAUCAAGCCCAGCUCCAUGAUACAUGAACGAAUGCAUUCAAAUGCUUCCAACCGAGGUCAUGUUGGCGACAGUUGUGCGAUGCCACAAAAUCCACGAUCCACUUCUUCCUUGCCUCUAUGUGUUGAAUUAAAAACCCAUCUUCGCUUCUGGCAAUCUUUCACUCGAUGGGCUCCAUCUGAAGUGAUACGGCAGUUUGCUGCUCAGCAUCCUGAUCUCACUUUGGAGGUUUUUUCAGAAAUCACCAAACGAUUGGAAGUUUCUCGCGAGUGCUGGAGGGUUCCGCUGCUGCACUUACUUGUUCCUUGGAUUGUCAACAUUGAAUUGGUCGAUCUGAUCUCCGGAAUCGCUCGCGCAGCGCCUAAGUUCGCUUGCGACGGCGACCUGGAUGCAACGGAUCCAGAUAUCCCGGACGCGGAGCGUAAGUACAAGUCGUGUCACGAGCAAGCCUCUAAAUCUGACGGAAAGAGGAACGAUGACCCAACUGAUUCCGAUGAUGCUGAUGAACAUUUGAUUCACUCGAAUCCCACAGUACGCAAGCCAACGCACCAUCGCUCCGCUGCUCAACGUCCAUUACCAUCACAGUCGACCAUAGGAAGUGAUUUAGACAGCGAUACUGAUUUGGGAAGUGGUCAGCGAAGGCUGGGGGAAACCUUCUCUUGCAUUCGGACUUCAAAAGCGGAUACAGUUCCACUAGCCAAACCGAAUGCAGCCCGUUCCCGUAGAGCACAGGAGGUUCAUCGAAGAUCUGUCACCUUUCCAACUCACUCACUUCCUAGUGAGGAUUUCUGGUUCAGCAUCCCGUUGACUCUUAGGUGUAAUGGAUGGGGUUCAAAGCAGUCCACAGAGCUGAUUUUGAACAACUUGUUCUACCUCACUUUACGGCUUGCUGAGUGUCCGACGGCAGCGGAAGCAUUGAAGCAGGUGUGGGUCGUUCUCAUUCGACACAGGCCGGCUAAUUUGUCCGUGAUUCUCCGUUAUAUCAUCAUUUUGACUUCGUUGGCUCCUGCAAGCCUGCUGACACAUGCAAAGCGGCUUGUAACGUCUCUUGCCUCAGAGCAACCGGAAUCGGUCGUGGAAGAAUUGAUGGUCGAAAUGCAGUUGAUUGAUGGCCUCGGUCUCAUCGUCGAACGCACUCCCACUCUACCAUUCUUCCGCGUCUCAACUGCGGACGGACUGGGAACCGCCCCCACUGUGAUGGAUGUGGUGGAUAGUGCAAAUCGUCACAGUUUAUCUCCCCCUGCCACUGUUCUACAAUGUCAGCAGGGCACUGCACUCGAUGACACAACUGAACGAAAGUCAGCGUUACAGUCCGUGGAUCGAGAACUGGUGGGGCAAAUUGAUCCAGAACUGGUCGCAAUAGGUUUAGGAUCGCGAUCUCGUGACAAACCGUCCGAGUCGACUGCUGUACGCUCCCGAAAGAGCGCUUUACCUUUCGUUGGGAAUCAGUAUCCACAUGCGGACGAUGAACUGAAUACUGCUCCAUCGGAACAGCCACACUUCCGACGUCCUAAAUCGGCUGUUGGACAAUCCUCCACAACUACUGUCUUUAUGGAAAAUGGUCGGAAUGCACUUUCUGGUGAUGCCUAUCUCCAUGUCGCAUCACAAGAGACUAGUACGAAACCAAGCACUUUUGAUCGUGGCAAUGAUGAGAUCGAUCCCGAACUGGAUGUGGAUGCUUUCGGUUCGCACCGCACCACUCGCCUUAGUCCAGAAGAUAAGUAUGCUACUCUCCGGGCCAAAGAUCUGCAACGCCUACUUUCGGCAGCAACUGAUACGUGUAUCGAGGAGGUUAGCGAAUCGGAUUGUGUUCCGCUGCGCACAGAUGCUCAGGUUCGUAGUGGCACACUACCGACGACACAGGUGUCGCGUGAACGCUAUCUCAUCGGAUCUCGCUUAUCCAAACCGGCGAAACGUGACAGUUCAGAUGAUUUCGAUCCACUAGUUCGCUCAGGGACCCGGUACUCCAAGCGCGCCAAGGUGAAAACACGCUCUCAGCCUCGACUAGUCGAUCGUCGAGACAUACCGCUGAAAGUUCCACCUCAAACCGUCUCGUUGCCCCCCAGUUUGGCCAGACUAUCACCCCUAAUUCUCCCCUUACCAUUCCAAGUCCCCUCACUGUCCAAUAUGUUGGUGUCCGAAGAGAGAGUGUGUAGGAGUGGUAGUAACAGUCCUCAAGGCAUCCAGAUCCCGAAGACGAGUCCUCCGUGCCUUGCAUCGGAUUUCGUCCCCAUGACUAGUGCACCGCGUCAUCCCCGCCCUCUGGCGAUGCCAACUCACGGAUGCUACAAAGCACCGCUAGACGCCUGGUUAUCCGAGCCAUUGGUCAUCGGCGGAUCGGUUGUGUUCAGCGGUGCUUGGCCCACGGCCAGCGCUCGCUCUCCGCUUGUUUUACUGCUGGCUGGCGCGCUGACUCAAUGUCCAAAUAUACGAGUUGACUGGUUUCAGCAUCUCCCUUUGAUGCUACUGUGCAGUCUACUCGGGCUUGAUCACUGCCGUGCACUCGUUCAGGAGGAAUGCAAGCAACUUUUGGUGUCAAUGCUUAGCUUGGCGUGCUCUGAGCAGUACUCACUCCGUCUUCUGCAGCUUGAGCUAGAGUCUGAUUCCUUGGCUUGUACCCAUCCAUCAACUCUACCUGGACCUCGUCAACCACAGUAUCGUCUUACGCUGGAUGGCGGUCCAUUCAAGGAGAAGUUUGCGAAUCAUCUGUCAUCGGCUCCGUCCUCUGGUCCCCCGAUUAGUGACUGCAGCCAGCAUUCGCCCCCGAAAAAACCAAAUCGACGAGAUAUCAUCGAAACACCCUGUAACCCCCAGAUCGGUCCACUCGCCCCAGUCCACACCACUGUCCCCGUCGAUUUGAGCCCUAUCCCCUACUCUCUUCCCUCCAUUCGCCCCAGAAGCGCGUGGACCGGUUCUACGUACAGUCUAAUUAGCACAGCCACGCUCAUUCCUGGUCAUGACGAAACGGAGGUGGUUUCACCCCCUAGGGAUUAUGGUUCUGCGUCGUUGCAUCCGGCGGAAGAAGAAUCAAACCAUUGUAAUAUCCUCUCCUCACCCGAUAAGCGGCCCGCUGGACAUGCAGUGUGGUCCUGGGAUGAGAGGGAUUCCGUUCGAUCUCAGUCGCAAUCGACCCUUCACCUUCCCAUUCCGCCACGAUCAACACCAACCGACUGCAACGCAACCAAUUCAACCAAACAAACUUCGGUUGACCGGCUGGUGCGUGUUAUCGCUCGAAUCUUGGCACUUGCCCACUCCAAACCCGACGACGCCGAACAUUGCCUGUAUUGCCACCACGGUCCACCACAUGAGCACGCCUUUGCACAUCGUCUAAAGUCUCAGCCUGCACCUAUACUGCCAACUCCUGUCCCAAACCUAUGCGUGGUUGCCCGUCUGUCCCAAGCUGCACUCAACAUGGGGUUAUCCUGUCCAAAUCGACAUUAUGCGAGCCGUUCUCUACAAAUAUUCAGAAUUCUCGGUGCUCAUUUGGAUCGCAAAAAUUUGUCACAUUUACUGGCGCGUCUUGGUGAGACCAUAUCGGAUACGAAUGAAGAACUUCAGGGAUAUGUUACUGAACUAUUCGACACACUGGAAGCAGCCGUCAAUCACAUACAGACCAAGAGCGAUUACUUCUGCGAGUCCUAUAUAAAACAGACAGCCUCUGUCACGGGUCAAGCACGCACAGCUCCCGCGUCCCCCCGCUCGAUGAAUCACGGGAUACACGGCGAGUUCGCCCACCCUGCGGUAGCUGUUUCCGAUCGACGACGCUCCCAACGUCAAUCCUCUUCGGUCAACCCGAGUGCCGAGGGGUCUUGCGCACCCGGGUCGUGGUUUCGUCCCCAUCCUCCCACGCAUCAUAGCGCACUAAACGACCUUCCAACCGUCUCCUCUUCCGUUAAUCUGUCCGUGUCCCCAUCAUCUGGUUCUGCAGACAUGGUCAUCUGCAGAAAACCCAUUUGCCGCUUGCCCACCGACGAACAGGCGGACCUCUUAUGUGGCAUUUUUUGGACUGGCAUUUUCCUCCUCGAGUCCGAUUUCGAGCACGAAUAUUUGGCUGGGGUGCGCAUUGUCGUCCCGCUGAUUCCAUACGUGUGUCACAAUAGCUCAUCCGGCUCCACACGAUCCGCUGGCACAUCACAGAUUAGUCUGUCGCGACGUGUUGAGAAAUUCCUCUCACAACUUCACCUCGACCCACCGUUCUCUGGACUGUUGCAUUUGGCUAUCAAGGGUUGCUCUUCGGCUAACCUCGUUCACUCGGCUUGUCAGCUUCUGGUAUCCAUCGUUCCAUUUCUCUGCCAUCCGUUGGUAGUUCCUCCGAGGAGUAAUCAGAUAGCCUCGCAACUGAGCUUCCCAGUUGUCUUGGUGACUCUGAUGCCUAUGCUUUUAACCGCAUGGGAUGAAGAUCCGUCCACCGUCGGUUCGUCAAGCAAUGCACAUCCUGGGGACGUUUCAGUGGAGCAGCCCAGUGUCCUUCAGGAAGGAUUUCUGGGACGAGGUGUGUGCGCAGCUACUCAUGCAAUUCCGAGGACUUUGGGUUCUUGGGCUUCAACACCUGGUGCGCCGGUCCGGGGCCCGUCGGAUUUCGCUCACUCGUCUGUGAAAACACCUCGCUUGGGUUACGUUGACAGCAUCAGUUUUCCCGGUACUUGUUCCGUCGGUGGGUUCGGUGCUGCUAACGGGGGAGGUUUUUUCCCUAACACUACCGGAUCUCCUGCACCGCAUAGAUCAGCGCAGCACACACCACUAAGGCCGAGAAAUCCCGUUUGCAUUCAAGCUGCAAGUGCGUUGGCUCAGGCGUCAUUCCAAAUCGACUCCGAGCGCUUGGCUUGCUUGACCCACGUGCUUCGACUUUAUGCGGCCGGGACUUUCUCGAAGGAUGUUGACCAAUGGACCAAAUGUAUCGUGUGCUAUCUGCUCGAUGGUUACACACAAUACAUCUCACACGUUUUGCUAUAUUUGACCACGCUGUUAACCACGGGUCCAUUGUGUUUAAAACGCCCACUGCUGAAGAUGGUAUGCCUGUUUGUCGAACAGGUUGACCUAAACACACCGGACCUGAGUAGCACCCUUCAACAUUUUAUCACCUCUGUUACGGCACAGUUUCUCGGGACCGAAUUUUGGACAGAAACCAUGAAUAUCCUUCGUGUGCUCGUUUCUCGUUCUUCUUCUUUGACCGUCGCACCACCUCCAAGCAUGUACACAUUAUCCGGACUGGAUCCGUUUGGAAGCGGUCGUGUGCUUGACUUUGCAGCUGCUGCAGCGGCGGUGGCAGUUCCAUUGCCGGAGAGCGAACCCCCUCAUUUAGAGCUUGCCGGCCCAGUGCUUGAUUUCUCCUUCAACUUGCUACAAGAAGCUUCACUUUUAGCUCCGCAAUUUUCACCGGCUGUCACGAGUUUAGCUGCGGACAAUUUGGAUAGCCCAACGAUUGAGAAAGGUGCAACAAGAGAGGAAGUCCAGCUACCUGAUUCAGAGCUGUGCACCGUGUUCGCAUCCUCAGCUACCGUUUGGGAUCGUCCUGGCACAUGCCAGGGACGAUUACGUCAUCGGCUGUACAAUCUUGUGGGUUGUUACGGUUUGCCUGCCGAACAUCGCCUCGGAGCACCACGGAGCCCAUCGGUUAUCUUUAGUCAGUCCACUGAAACUUUGGAUCCGCAACUCAGUGUGCACUCCAGCAGUGAAGCCACAUCGAUGGUGGAUAUCAGCAAUUCAGACGACAUUCGCAUCGAUGAGACCACUAGUAUGGAACAGGCAGCUGUUUUUCGGGAUCUGGAUACUUAUCUAGACGCGCAACUCAUGAACAUCAACUUUCUAGGUGUCCCGGAUGGAAGGCUGGGCUCAACAAGCGCUUCGGCAAGCGAGGAUGAACCCAGACGUCCGUGGGGUGUUCGCGGUCAAUCGAUUACCUGUCAUCAAGAUCUGAAUGAUGACACUUUCGAGCAAGCUGUUGAUCUACUCCCUACCGUCCGUGCACCGUUACCACACCAGAUGCGAGAGGCUGAAGCAGCAGUUUCUUGGGUGUAUCGGCAUCGUAGCUACCCUGCGGCACUCGGUUCUGAAGUAUCUCACGAAAACGAACGGAUCUCUGCAACAAAUUGGUUCGGCCCGCCUUCCGCUCGCUCUGAAGCAAUGGAUAUCUGUCCGUCAAAAUCGACCUCACCCGCCGCACGUGAUUCCCCUCCGCUCGUAUCGCUAUGCGACAAUAAUGAAGGCAUUUCUGGGCCUACCAGCAACGAAGUUUGCACUUCUUCUUCCUCUUCUCCUCGGAUCCAACGCUUGCUGUCUCCACUGCAAACCGAUGCUCCCACACCUGAUAACAAACUUUCAGACGAGCGUUUCAUAAAUGUAUCCGUCGGCAAAUACUCUAACCUGCGUCAUGAUAGAACCUCAGUUGGUAGCGAUUCCCAGCUACUAUCUGAGCGUGGAGACCAUUCGGAACCUCUAUCCGAUCUCGUAAAACAAACUGACUCGGGCUCACCGAACUUCCAGCAGACUUCAUUACCGACUCGCUCUACCUCAAGUGUCAAGGUUCGCACAUCCCCCUCCUCAAUAUGCGAGUCAUCGUUACCCUAUCAGACACGGGACCGAGUCUCAGAGAAGUUGUCCAGUUCUACUUCCUUACCACAGAUGGUACCAACCAGACGCCAGUCGCCAACUCUCAUUGUAUAUGAGCAGGAUCAGUCUCCGAAAACACGACCGACUACUCUUGCUCUAAUACCUGCUGCAAGCUGUGUAUCCAACCAUUCACCUACCAGAAGCCACCGACCUUCAGGACCACAAGGCAAAAUACGAACGACAAUGUGCACGUCUUCCAGCGGUUUGACGAAAUCAAAUGGUGCCACCGAUCAGCUGAUGACUGUCCCUCAUCGCUCCGUGUCUAUGUCUAAUCUAACAGUUCAAACAAAACGAAUGGAACCCGUUAUGAAAUCGGUUUAUGCCAAACAAAAGGUGGUUCGUUCCCCUGCUAAACGCUUCCCAUUCUCCGGGGUGCUAAGUCGUUUGAGCUCACCGUUGUUCAAGCUGCACAGGUCACGUGCCACUAAGCGGCAAAGUUACAGCGCAGAGAAUUUGUACGAGUUAACGAAGCCAAAAGUCACUUUUGCGUCACCUGUGGAUGAGUCGGAACGGCCACAUUCGAACAUAGGCGAUUCUGAGGCUACUUCUUUUAAAGGCUCGUGUCUAUCUCUACACUCCGCAUCGGAAACAUCGAAUACGCCGAGCAUCGACGACAGGAAUAAAAUAUCUCCUUUGGCCACCAGCACGGACAAUAUAUCACGUGUUGGCUCCGCAGAUGCUGUUCAAACGCAAGUCGUGCACUUUAAUGUCCAAGCUCCCUUCUUUGCUUGGUCUGCGCCAAGCAAAAUCGAGAGCACCUGGUUGACGCACGCUAGGCGCACGAAGAAUCCGAGUGUUCUAUCUCAGCUCAAGUGUGUGGAGAAUUUGUCAGCCGUCGUCUCACAUUUGGCCGAUCGAUGUCGCUUGUGCGUGGCAGCAGUCACCAAUUUACAAGGUUGUUGUUGGGACGAUGAAAACGAGUACAUGCAGUUUGUCUCGGCAGCGGACAUCUUGGCCAGCGCCGUGCGACCACCGUUUUUCACAUUUCGCCCAAAACAGGAAGCUCCAAUAACUAUGGAUCAACUGGCAGUCGGACCUCUGCUAACUCAGCUGGUUGAUCGAUUCAACGAAACACAGGCUGCACUAUAUCGCAUCGCAAAGAUGUUGUCCAGUCGAAAUUCGGCACCGGUACCACAAACCAUCAGUCGGCUGAUUCGGACCCUGAUCGACUUUGUGCUCCUCUCGUGCACUGUUACGGAGGAGGUGUGCAGUCGAAUGGAACCUUUCCUCGCUUCAACCGCGACUCACCAACUAAACACAAUGAUGCGUCGUCUUUUGGAUCAGCUGCUAUCUUCCACAUCCUUCAAGAACGAUGCUUUGGGGUUCUCCCGCCUGACCAAAGAUGACCUUUCGAUGUCCGCCAUAGGGAACGAGUUGGUCAAAGCACUAUCAAAAGAAAAAAGUUCAAGCGAUUCAGUUCGUCAGGAGACGGUCAACGUGUUCUAUCGAGCGAUUGUGUCUUUUCGUUUAAACGCGAGCAAUGCCAAAACUACCAAUCAUUCAAUACCGGUUGCGGAUGCGUUGAACGGCGUACUGGACCUGCUUAUGCGGGAAAAAUGGAAAUCCGAUCGGAGUUCAGACAUCAUCUUUGCUUAUCUGGCAAUACCCGUUUUGAUUCCAUCCGACCACUCAACGAACGUGCUCUCAUUCUGUACUCAGUUACGCAAUCAACUGGGACGGUCGCACCGGGCGUUAUCGCAAUCGUGAUUCCCCACAAUUGUAUGCAAGACUCCCCGUGUAAUCCUGCUCCAACUAUUUAUUUUCCCCACAUAUCUUGGAAAUCAGAGCCCUUUCGUACCGCAUUCUUUCCAUUUUCUCCAGAUACACUGAUCUCCAGUGAUCUUUCUUAUGCUGCGACCGACGAGUAACCUGGUCGUCAUGUAUACUAAUCAAAUAAAUUCUUGCAUUCAGUGUAUGGU
This is a messenger RNA of Dicrocoelium dendriticum, 12539 nucleotides long. Lineage: Eukaryota; Metazoa; Platyhelminthes; Trematoda; Plagiorchiida; Dicrocoeliidae. The record is from the annotation of a GenBank genome assembly.